CUGGGUACCGGGCGGUGUCCCCGCGGUCCCGCCCCCGGCCAUGGCGGACGGGUGGGCGGCGGGGCGGCUGUGGCGCCUCUGCAACCUCCUCAUGGCCGCUUUCUUCGGGCUGGCGGCCGCCGUGCAGGUGAACGACCCCGACGCCGAGCUGUGGACGGUUGUCUACUUAGUACCAGCUGCCCUGACACUGCUCGUCAGCAUUAACCCUUCGAUAACAGAUCAUGGUGUCUGGAGGAGCCUGUGUGACCUUCAUUCUGCUGGUUGUAUUGUUGGGACCAUUGCUUUGGCUUGCUCGUUGUUUGCUUAUGCUCAAUGGAACAUUUUACACGAAGAGGAAGGCAGAGAGUUGUUUGGUCUGGUGAUUAUUACAAUCUGGAUGAGUCUUUGUCGCAGUUCAGCAAAGAGUCCACUGGCUGGAGCUCGCUUGGCUGCUGCUGUCAUGGUCGCCCUCUUCCCCUUUGUUUCAUGGUUGUACAUUUACAUCAACAAAGAGAUGCGAGCGUCUUGGCCAACACACUGUAAAACAGUGAUGUAAUCGGGUGGAGGGAAGCACACAAUAUGUGUUCUGACCUCAGUUGCCUUUGAUUUUGGUUCUUAAUGAAAGGUGCUGCUUCCAGCAGUGCAGUUUGAGACGUGGUUGAAGAAAAAAUGGAGGAACGCUGUCGAAUCUGAGUGGAGAGUUUUUCUGCGGAAACAGUUGUUCAGCUGGCUUCUUCACACAAUUUCAAAUCGCUACUGAUCUGAUGUGUGUUCUAAUGGUAUAUUCAAAAUAUCCUGGCAUCCCUGGGUCACUCUCAACCACCUCAUACUUUGCGAAAUUUACUAUUAUGUAACAUAAAUGUAAAGCAAGCACUUUGUUUCAAUAAAUGACUAUUUAUGGCCUUAAAACAUCCAGAUAUCUGCCUGGAUAAUCCAUUAAGAGUAACUGAAAAACUGAGCAGUCUGUAUUUCUUUUCCUAUACUAAAAUCAUAUGCAGAACAUAUCAGACGAAAUAUUUUUGCUAUUAUCUUUAAUUGAAAGUUACUGCUUUUACAGAGUAAUAAAUACUGUUUUUCUAAUGAAAA
Columba livia (rock pigeon) is the source of this 1065-nucleotide messenger RNA. It is a transcript of the gene TMEM220, whose product is annotated as transmembrane protein 220. The transcript has 6 exons. Bases 41 to 535 code for a protein of 164 amino acids. NCBI's taxonomy places the organism in Eukaryota, Metazoa, Chordata, Aves, Columbiformes, Columbidae. The record is from RefSeq and is a predicted model, not a curated record.